GCUAACGAUAAACAGUGGUUAGAAGCUUAAGGCGUCAGUUGUGUUUGCAUUACUAUCGUGAGCAGAGGGCUGUCGUAAGAUUUAACGGAAGUUAAACGUACGAAACGUAUCUGAAUCGUUGACCUCAUUAUCCCGGAGAUGGAGAAACAAUUCCACACUAACAGCCAGCCUACGAAGCAGUGUGUGUCUACCUCUGGUGGUGGAGCAUUACGACGACGCUCUCUAGAGGAAGACCUGAUCGAUGUGAGGGUGCGGGAAGGCAGUGUCGUCACCCGUCAGGGUAACGGCCGCAUAGUCACAAUGGUGCAGAACGGCUCCGUGGCAGUGGGUGUGCGCAAUGGCAGAAGCCAGUUCUCCAGCACUGUGGUGCAGUCCGGCGGCGUCGUACUGCAAAGCACGGCAGUCACCAGUAGUGUGCAAUUCAACAAUAAUGUGCAGGUCAACAAUUGUGUGAUGAACAGAAGCGUGCAGAUGAAUGUGCAAGAUGGCGAUGACACAGAUGAUGACUUGGAUGACUUGGUGUGGCCGGGUGGCAGCAGUACCGUUGUGAAUGUUGGCAGCAGUACCGUCGUGAAUGUUGGCAGCAGUGGUAGCGUUGUGAGCGUUGAGGGCUGCAGUGUGAAUGUUGGCGGCAGAGGAAUCAAUUUAAGUGUUAACGGCUGCAGUGUGAAUGUUGGCAGCAACGGUAUUACUGUGAGCGUUAGCGGCGGCAAUACCACUGUCAAUAUUGGCGGCUACUAAACCUACAGGGAGAACACAAAGUAUCAAGCUUAACUAUUAGCCGGACACCAGCGUUUCUCGCCAGUAGUCAACAACCAGCUCGCAUCUUUCGCAGCCCGUGAUCAUCUCCUUAUAUUCACUUUUAUUUAGCGGUAACAACCGCUCUUUCUUUCCACUGCUCUGACCAUGGUGGCACAGUUCUCAGACAUUGAACGUGCAUUCGGGAGGACACUGCUUCAAAUUCCCAUCUGCCCACCAUAAUUUUACUUUUGGGGUGUCCAAAAAUAUUACGUUUGUUACCUGGCUCAGUCAUGUUGUAUGUUUAAAGCAGAAGAUGGCUACUGAAGCAUAUCAUGUGAAACGAGUUGCAUACUUUCAAUAGGACACCACAGCAAGAACUUCGUCACGGUGGCUACUGUAAAUAAUUUUGUGAUACCUGAAGAUGAUCAGAAGAUAGCAAAUAAAGAAUUCUUUAACAAAAGCUCUUGACAGUCUUGAAAUAUGACUUUUUUUCAUCAAAAUUUACGUUUCCGUAAGUUCCCCAAAUCGUUUAAUGAGAAUUCCAAAGGAUGAUUUCUGUGAAAGGGCGCGGUACGGCUGAUUCCCUUUCUCACCCUUCUCCAUUCCGUGCUUCUGCGUCGUCUCUAAUAAUAUCAUUCCUGUAUGGGACGUUCAGUGCUAAUCUUCCUUCCUUCUUUGUUCACAUUGCAUCGAACAGCUUUCAAAAUUAUUGACUUCUACAAUAACAUCAAAUCUAAGCGUCACUAUAAACUCAUUAAAUAAUGAAGCAACAAAUAGCUUAUGAAUGAACUGAAAUAAUAUCUGAAGUAUACCAGUAAUGAAGCAGACGUGCCAUGACCCGCUCAAAGACAUACGAUAAGAAGCAGCUGAAGAAAUGCUGAUUAAGAACAGAUUCCGUUACUAUACAAGUGGUCUCGCACGUACGGACACGUUCAUUUGAAUUAGUAGUGGCAUAGCCAGCUACGUACCUUGCUAUUGGAUAGUACUAGUCAACAUUCAGGUUGUUACUACAAAACUAUAUUGAAAACACCCUAGUUCUUAUAUUUAAAAUAAACUCAAAGGUAUACUAAAAUGGCCAAUUGUAUCCUUUGAUGAAGACAAGCUCUUUGUAACGGCUACUAGCGAAGUUUUAGCGACUGGAACUUGCGUCAUUUUCCUAGGCAACAAUCGGUCAAUAUUGAGAUGUGUAUUCUAGAUUCCACAGGAAGUGCAGACAAAAGCGCACACAGUUUUAAUAUUAAAAUUAAAUAAACCUAUAGAUUUUCCUCUGUUAAAGUGAAAAAUUCCGCGUUGCAUCGUGGUUCAAAGUGCAUAGUCAAUCUUUACGUCCCCCCUACAACUAACUGCUUUAGGUAGUUCAACGAUUACAAGAGUGCAAUUACAUAUCAUUUCCAAUAGCACCACGCCUUGUAAAGCGCUAUGAUGCUCAAAUCAACUGCUCUUUUUUUCCUUGUAUAAAGUAGGAUGGAAGACCAUCACUUCUUGCUUCAUUACUGAUAUACCGCCAAUUCUGUUUCUUCUUCAUGUAUUUUUUUCCAGCACGAGUAGUGGUAGUGUUACCAAAAACUGAGAUUCCAAUUGAUAAACGAGAGUUAAUGUAUUUGGUAAAUGAGAAUCGCUGAUGCUUUGGCCAUUCGACGAUAAAUAUAAAUAAAUUCUUCCCCGCUUUAUUCUUUCUGCUAAGUUCACUGGGCACUAGCAUUUAUCAUAAAUGCAAGAUUAAUUAACCAUUUUUAUCAUGUAUCCGUGCCGAGCUAUAGACUCUGUAAAUGUAUCUGUUUAUGGUUAUUUUCUUUAUGUUUGAUUUCUUGUUUUCGUUCAUUUUUUGUUACCUGGCUCAGUCAUGUCGUAUGCUUAAAGCAGGAGGUAGCUAUUGAAGCAUGUCAUGUGUAACGAAAAUAAAGAAAAGGUGCAAUCAUGA
Molecule: messenger RNA, 2662 nt
Organism: Schistocerca gregaria
Lineage: Eukaryota; Metazoa; Arthropoda; Insecta; Orthoptera; Acrididae
Exons: 2
Coding region: 139-741 (200 amino acids)
Source: RefSeq, a predicted model, not a curated record